Messenger RNA from Caenorhabditis sp. 36 PRJEB53466, 1071 nucleotides. The record is from the annotation of a GenBank genome assembly. NCBI's taxonomy places the organism in Eukaryota, Metazoa, Nematoda, Chromadorea, Rhabditida, Rhabditidae.
AUGGACGUGCAAGAUAUUAUUGGAAUUGCUUUGAACCUGGCCACCGCCGCCUCGGCUGCUUCCCUCAUUCUGCUUCCCGCGUGCGGAGGAGUCAGUUCUCCACUCUUCUGCGAUUCAAUUCCAAACAUUCCUGUUUCAGAAGAAGAAACAGUCGGAGAGCGACACAGCGAGCAGCAAAAAUGGAGACGGCUCAACGAAGAGUCCGGCGGCGAAGGACGAAAAGAAAGACGGAAGUUCUCCGGCGGCGCCGCCCGCUGUCGCCGGAACCAACGACCCGAACUAUCAGACGAUGGCCGGAAUCGAGAACAACUUCGGAGCCGACAAGGCGGCCGGAGCUCCGGCUGCGGCCCCAGCUGCUGGUGCUCCGGCGGCUGGUGCUCCGGCGGCUGGGAAGCCCGCGAUGGCCGGAACUCACGACCCGAACUAUCAGACGUUGGCCGGAAUCGCAAACGACUGUUUCGACAAGAAAGAUGGUGGCGCUCCGGCUCCUGCUGCCGCUGCUCCGGCCGCCGGAAAGCCCGGAAUGGCUGCCACUCACGAUCCGAACUACCAGACCUUGGCCGGAUUGAACAACAACGUCUUCGAAAAGAAGGAAGGCGGGGCUCCUGCUGCUGCUGCUGCUGCUGGUGCUGCCGGCGGUCCAGCUGUGCCGAAGGAUCAAAACGCGAAAGCGGCGACUCACGACCCGAACUAUCAGACUCUCGCCGGACUCAACAACAAUGUGUUCGAGAAGAAGGAAGGAGCGGCUCCUGCUGCUCCGGCUGCUGGCGGCGACAAGAAGCCAGUGCAACCGGCGAACAAGGGUCAGAAGGCGGCCACUCAGGACCCGAACUACCAGACAUUGGCGGCCGUCGGGGGAGAUGUGUUCGGGGCGGACAAGAAGGCGGGAGCUGCCGGCGGAGACGGAAAGAAACCGACGCAGCCGGCCAACAAGGUGAUCGGAACUCUGACUCCUUCUCAUCUCAUCUUUGUCCUUUUCAGAACCAGAAGGCAGCAACGAUGGAUCCAAACUACCAGACUCUGGCUGCUGUCGGUGGGGACGUCUUCGGUGCUGACAAGAAGAAAAAGUAG